Molecule: messenger RNA, 1666 nt
Organism: Labrus mixtus (cuckoo wrasse)
Lineage: Eukaryota; Metazoa; Chordata; Actinopteri; Labriformes; Labridae
Gene: eno3
Product: enolase 3, (beta, muscle)
Exons: 14
Coding region: 166-1470 (434 amino acids)
Biological process (GO): glycolytic process
Cellular component (GO): phosphopyruvate hydratase complex
Molecular function (GO): phosphopyruvate hydratase activity; magnesium ion binding
Source: RefSeq, a predicted model, not a curated record
ACGCUCCCUUCCUCUACAUCCAGCCUCCUCCCCCUUUUCAAAGGGAGCGUCUAUAAAAACUCUGCCGGAGACAGACAGACACUUUCCACGUCAGUCAGACAGGCGGACGGACAGACAGACAGACACCUCCCUUCUUCUUCUCUGAAACACAGCUGAGCACUCAGGAUGUCCAUCACUAAGAUUCACGCCAGAGAGAUUCUGGACUCCAGAGGAAACCCCACUGUGGAGGUGGACCUGUGGACAGCCAAAGGUCUCUUCAGGGCAGCAGUCCCCAGCGGUGCAUCGACAGGUGUCCAUGAGGCUCUGGAGCUCCGUGAUGGAGAUAAGACUCGUUACCUGGGCAAAGGUACUGUGAAGGCUGUGGACCAUGUGAACAAGGACAUCGCCCCCAAGCUGAUCGAGAAGAACUUCAGCGUUGUCGAGCAGGAGAAGAUCGACAAGUUCAUGUUGGAGUUGGACGGCACUGAGAACAAAUCUCAGUUUGGUGCUAAUGCUAUCCUUGGAGUGUCUCUGGCCGUCUGUAAGGCUGGAGCAGCGGAGAAAGGCGUUCCUCUUUACCGCCACAUCGCCGACCUCGCUGGACACAAAGAAGUCAUACUUCCUGUUCCUGCGUUUAACGUGAUCAACGGAGGCAGCCAUGCUGGAAACAAGCUGGCCAUGCAGGAGUUCAUGAUUCUUCCUGUCGGAGCCGCAAACUUCCACGAAGCCAUGAGGAUCGGCGCCGAGGUCUACCACAACCUGAAGAAUGUGAUCAAAGCAAAGUACGGCAAGGACGCCACCAACGUGGGAGAUGAGGGAGGCUUCGCCCCCAACAUCCUGGAGAACAAUGAGGCUCUGGAGCUCCUGAAGACGGCCAUCGAGAAGGCCGGUUACCCCGACAAGAUCAUCAUCGGGAUGGACGUGGCCGCCUCCGAGUUCUUCCGCAGCGGAAAGUACGACCUGGACUUCAAGUCGCCCGACGACCCGGCCAGACACAUCAGUGGAGAUCAGCUGGGAGACCUGUACCGCAGCUUCAUCAAGGGAUACCCCGUUCAGUCCAUUGAGGAUCCAUUCGACCAGGACGAUUGGGAAAACUGGUCCAAGUUCACCGCCUCCACAGACAUCCAGAUCGUUGGAGACGACCUGACGGUGACCAAUCCCAAGAGGAUCCAGCAGGCCGUUGACAAGAAGGCCUGUAACUGUCUGCUGCUCAAAGUCAACCAGAUCGGCUCUGUGACCGAGUCCAUCCAGGCGUGUAAGCUGGCUCAGAGCAGUGGUUGGGGUGUGAUGGUGAGUCAUCGCUCCGGAGAGACAGAAGACACCUUCAUCUCUGACCUGGUGGUCGGACUCUGCACCGGACAGAUUAAGACUGGCGCCCCCUGCAGGUCGGAGCGUCUGGCCAAGUACAACCAGCUGAUGAGGAUCGAGGAGGAGCUCGGGGACAAGGCCAAGUUCGCCGGUAAAGAUUACCGCCACCCAAAGAUCAACUAAAGCUCCGUCCUGACUUCCUGUCUGUGUCGUCAUGACGACUCAUUGAUGACCUUUGAAGCCCCUCCUGUCCCCUUUCUGCAGGGGGGGUUAGAUGUCAAAGGUCACAGUGGGUUAGCCCCGCCUUCCUGACUGUAAUUCCAUUAAAGAUGUUUUCUAAAAAAAAAACAGAAUAAAGAACAAAACAUGAAACUCAAAA